UCCGGAAUCCUCCAUAUUCAUUAACGUGUAGAUUUUGCCGCGCAAACGUAUUUACGCGAUCGUAAAUUAUGAUGAUUAUGUGAAUAUUUGUGGUAAAGUGACAAUACGUAUAAUUUAGAAUUAUUGAUAUUUUGCGACAACGAAAGUGUUGCGCGUGAUUUAUAUAGGAACAUCGAUAGUUUGAAUCAUUAUUUAUCCGCAACGCAACAAAUUUUCUUUGCAAGAUUGUUGAUUCUCGAUGAGUGACGAGACUGGCGAGACUGACGAGAAACAAUUUUUCAGUUAACGUAAUUCAACACGCAGGAAAAUCGUUACGUCGUUGAAAUUCAGCACAUCCUCGAUAUAAUUGGCGUCGUUGAAAGGUACAUGUCACUAUCAUAAAAUGGUAGGAUCUGAUCACAGUGAAACUGAGGAAGGAGACAUGGACAAAUUGCAACUGUCGUCAGAUUCUAUAGACGGUAUACUACCAAGGAAAAGGCUACGAGUAGAAAAUUCUGAAGAUGACGCAGAGUUACCUGCUAAAAAACGGCAAAUAAGUUCCUUCGACGAACAAUCAAUAAUGAUAAAAGAUGACAACGCUGAAAUUAUUUCAGACAAAAACAAUAUAGACGAAUGUAAUGUAAAGAAAGAAAAAUAUACAUUGUGUCCAGAAAAUGAGCAAACGGUACAAGCGACAUCCCUGAAUAAGUCUGAAUCGGAUACAGACAGGGAGAAUAAAGAGAAACGGGGUGACAACGUGAAACGAGAUAAUGGGAAUGAAAGCCCUUUAGAUGAGAAUAACAUUGCUCUGAACAAUAGUCCUGGAGAAAGAAAUGUUAAGAAGGAAAUUAUUGAAAAUGAGGACAGUCCAGCCCAAAAGCCUGCUACAAAUACACAUGUAAUGUCCAUUCUUGAAAGCAAGAAAGUAAGAAUGGAAGGCAAUAAGGUAGAUAAAGAAGAAAUCGACGAAACGAUAGAUGAAAAGGAAGACAGCGAGAAGGAUGAGAUGGGGAAACAACAUACCGGCAAAAGACGUACUGUGGACACAGAAGUGGUAGAUGGACUGGAGCUUUCGGUUGAAUAUGCGAGUGACAAAGAUGAUUCGAGUUCUGAGAGCGAAAACGAAAAAGAUGCAAAUCCACGGCCAAAGACGAUAAUCGUCAAAGCCGAACCAAAUGAAUCGGAACUAGACUGUUCGUCAGAUAGAGAAAAGUCUGAUUCGCAGCGAGUGCUCGCCGACACGUUGAAGAUUAAAUCAGAAAAGACCAGGGGGAAGAGAAGAGAUUCGCGAACAAGUUUCAGUAAGCUGAAGGUUUCUGACUCGGAGGAUAGCCAGAACAGCACGUCCGAUGAGGAUUACAGUCCGCGAACAAAAAAGAAGAUGAAAAAGUCAUCUCCGACCGCGAAGAAGUCAUCGAACAAACAUCGCUUGGUUGAGUCAAAAAAAGGACGAGGUAGAGGUAUGAGAGGAACGUCCCACAAGAAGAAUACCCAAUGUACAUCCGACGAAGAUGAAGACGUGACUGAAGCAGAGAGAGCAGAUGAAACGACAAAAGCUAAAAAUGGAAUAGAGGAAGAAUUAUCAGGAAAGGAAUCUUCGAAUAAAGAUGAAAGCGAUAAUUCCGAAAGAGAAGAGAGAUCUAUGAAAGGUAGAAGGGGGAGACGUAGUAAUGCUAAACCACAAGAUAGACACAUACAAGCGUUGAAGAAAUAUUUAAGUGUCGCUGGCGUGAGAGUAAAAUGUUACAAUGACAUUUGGGCUGAUUGUAAAAGUAACGCUGCAAAAAUUAAGCGCCUAAAGGAAUUGUUGGAAAAAAAUGGCGUUAGUGGCAGGCCAACGUUGGAAAAAUGUAAACGAGCGCGAGAAAUAAGGGAGGAAUCCGAACUGGACACGUCGAAUAUUAUAUCUGAAGGUAAAUAUUAUAAAGGAAGAGUUACGCGUGCACGAAGAAAUAUGGAAAACGUUAAGAAGACACCUCCGGACACGCCGCCGCGACAUCGAGAGGCUCGUAAUACGUUUAGGCGUAUUCAAUCUGUUGUUGAUAGCGAUUCGGAAUAAAGAACAUGGCAUGUUUGCAAGAUGA
This is a messenger RNA of Temnothorax curvispinosus, 2063 nucleotides long. Its product is annotated as nucleolar protein dnt1-like. The record is from RefSeq and is a predicted model, not a curated record. The coding region runs from base 383 to 2038 and encodes 551 amino acids. Gene Ontology annotation, cellular component: nucleus. NCBI's taxonomy places the organism in Eukaryota, Metazoa, Arthropoda, Insecta, Hymenoptera, Formicidae. The transcript has 5 exons.